Molecule: messenger RNA, 2784 nt
Organism: Fusarium sp. VM40
Lineage: Eukaryota; Fungi; Ascomycota; Sordariomycetes; Hypocreales; Nectriaceae
Source: the annotation of a GenBank genome assembly
AUGGCUUCACGACCAGAAUUAAAGCUCGAUGACGAAGGCGGUUUCAUUCGCUUCUUCAAGUCAUUGCCAGCCGUCAACGAAGACACCAUUCGCAUCUUCGAUCGAGGAGAUUGGUACACUUCUCACGGACAAGAUGCCAAUUAUAUUGCAAAAACUGUCUACAAGACAACCUCUGUUGUACGACAGCUCGGCCGAAAUGAUCACACCGGACUCCCCUCCGUCACCAUGACUAUGACAGUUUUCCGACAAUUUCUUCGAGAAGCCUUACUUAAACUAGGCAAGCGAAUAGAAAUUUGGCAGAGCGCUUCCGGUCGCAUGAAUUGGAAGUGCAUCAAGCAGGCUUCGCCGGGUAAUCUACAGGAUGUAGAGGACGACCUUGGAGGCCAGAUCGAGUCUGCGCCCAUGAUUAUCGCCGUAAAGAUCUCUGCAAAGGCUUCUGAAGCCCGAAACGUCGGUGUCUGCUUUGCUGACGCCAGUGUGCGCGAACUUGGUGUGAGCGAGUUCCUCGACAACGACCUAUACUCAAACUUUGAGGCUCUCCUUAUCCAGCUCGGCGUCCGCGAAUGCUUGGUGCAGGUAGACAAAAGUGAAAAGGAGAAGGACCCCGAACUGGCGAAGUUAAAGAAGAUUAUCGACAAUUGCGGCGUGGCUAUUGCAGAGAGGCCGGCUGGCGACUUUGGUAUCCGGGACAUUGAGCAGGACCUAGCGCGUCUGCUUAAAGACGAGCGAUCGGCAUCUCUUCUACCACAGACCGAUCUCAAGCUGGCCAUGGGAUCUGCUGCAUCCCUUAUCAAGUACCUCGGUGUGCUUCAGGACCCUUCCAACUUUGGCCAGUACCAAUUGUAUCAACACGACCUGGCGCAUUUCAUGAAGCUGGACGCUGCUGCCCUGAAGGCACUUAACCUCAUGCCAGGUCCUCGAGAUGGAUCCAAGACGAUGAGCAUAUUUGGUGUUCUUAACCAUUGCAAGACGCCUGUCGGGAGUCGACUCUUGGCUCAAUGGCUGAAGCAGCCUUUGAUGAGCAAGCAGGAGAUCGAGAAGCGGCAGCAGCUGGUGGAAGCCUUCUACGUUGACACUGAACUUCGCCAGACACUACAGGAGGAGCACCUCCGAUCUAUCCCCGACCUUUACAGGCUCUCGAAGCGAUUCCAGCGAGGUAAGGCCAAUCUGGAAGAUGUUGUUCGUGCAUACCAGGUCGUCAUUCGCCUGCCUGGAUUCAUCGGCACUUUUGAGGGUGUCAUGGAUGAGAACUACAAGGACCCUCUUGACGAGGCAUAUACUAACAAGCUUCGCGACCUUUCUGAUAGCUUGGGUAAGUUGCAGGACAUGGUAGAGCAGACGGUUGAUCUCGAUGCUCUCGACCGUCACGAGUACAUCAUCAAGGCCGAUUUCGACAAGAGCCUGCGUAUCAUCCGCAAGAAGCUGGACCAGCUUGAUAAGGAUAUUCGAGCCGAGUUCACGACUUCCGCUAAGGACCUCGGCCAAGAACCCGACAAGAAGAUCUACCUCGAAACUAGCCACAAGGUCCACGGAGUGUGCAUGCGUCUUACACGUCAAGAGGCUGGCUGCAUCCGAAACAACUCUAAGUAUCAGGAGUGCUCGACGCAGAAGAACGGUGUCUACUUCACAACGAAGAAGUUGCAGGCCUACCGCCGCGAGUAUGAUCAGCUGUCCCAGAACUACAACAGGACACAAAGCAGUCUUGUUCAUGAAGUUGUUCAGGUUGCCUCCUCUUACUGCCCCGUGCUAGAGCGUCUGGCUGGUGUUCUUGCUCACCUGGACGUCAUCGUAUCCCUCGCUCACGCCUCAGUACAUGCCCCUGAGUCGUAUGUCCGACCCAAGAUCCACGCCCGUGGCGAGGGUCAGACGAUACUGCGCGAAGCUCGUCACCCUUGCAUGGAAUUGCAGGACGAUGUCCAGUUUAUUACAAAUGACGUCGAGCUCUCCCGCGACAAGUCAUCAUUCCUCAUCAUCACUGGCCCCAACAUGGGUGGUAAGUCGACGUACAUCCGGCAAACGGGUGUCAUUGCACUUAUGGCUCAAGUCGGAUGUUUCGUACCAUGUGCAGAAGCCGAGUUGACUAUCUAUGACUCGAUUCUGGCACGUGUAGGUGCUAGUGAUUCACAGCUCAAAGGUGUCUCGACCUUUAUGGCCGAGAUGCUUGAGACAGCCAACAUCCUCAAAUCAGCUACCGCAGAAUCCCUGAUCAUUAUUGACGAACUCGGACGCGGCACAUCGACCUAUGACGGAUUCGGCUUGGCAUGGGCUAUCUCGGAGCACAUUAUUAAGGAGAUCGGCUGCUCUGCCAUGUUUGCCACGCACUUUCACGAGCUCACUGCCCUUGCCGACCAGUACCCGCAAGUACAGAAUCUUCAUGUAACGGCACACAUCGACGGCGCUGGCUCUGCGCCAGUCUCAGAGGCGGAUGCCAAGCGCGAGGUUACGUUGCUGUACAAGGUAGCACCGGGCGUGUGCGACCAGAGCUUCGGCAUUCACGUCGCAGAGCUCGUUCGCUUCCCGGACAAGGUGGUGCGUAUGGCCAAGCGCAAGGCGGACGAGCUCGAGGACUUCACCACCAAGCACGAGGACCUGGCUUUGCAGUACAGCAAGCAGGAUAUGGAGGAUGGUAGCGCCAUGCUCAAGCGAGUCUUGGUGGAGUGGAAGGACAAGGUCAAGGCGGGAGAUAUGAGCCGCGAGGAGCAAGUUGCUGCCUUGAAAGAGCUUGUCGGGGCAAAUGCAGACCUGCAAGCAAACCCCUUCUUUCAGUCUGUUAAGACUCUGUAA